GACGAGCCCUCCUUUUCUGUGAUGAAUGACAUUUCGGGGCUAGGAAGGAUGUAUAGGUCAUUUUGACCAGUCAUUCCCUUCGCGUUUACAUCUCGCUCCCCUUUCUCUUCUUCUUCUUCUUCGUUUUGUGCCUCCUCCUUAAAUAUAUAUAGAGAGAUAGAGAGAGAUCUUUUCCUGACCCGAAAGCGAAUCGGCCCUUGUUGCCGUGAGCUGAUUAUUAGAAGGACCAAUCAUAUAUUUAUACACAUCACACCUACAACCACGGACACUCAGGCACGCGCGCCUGCAUACAUUCUCACGAACAAUUUUUUUCCAGCGUGGGGGGAGCUGAGAUGAUGGAAAGAAUAAGAAAAGAGAUGAUUUUGAUGGAAAGGGGGCUGCACAGCCCCACGGCUGGCAAAAGGCUGGCGAAUCUGACCGAGGCGGCUGGGAACGCGGUCCUGGAGGCCCUGGAAAACUCGCCCCACGGCGGCCGCCUCAGCCCGAGACUAACUUCCGCUUCUCUGCACAGCUCCAUCGGGGACCUCCCCGCCGCCAAAGGGAAAUUCGAGAUCGACGCUUUAUUCAGCCUUCAGCACCAGAACAGCGAAAGCGCCGUAGCGGCAGAACUGCCUCCCGCCGAAAGCCGGAAGAAAAUUAGCCAUUACUCAGAAGUGGCUGGAGAGGUAGACAUGAACAGCGACGUGGAGGUAGGCUGCUCCGCGCUUCGCUCGCCGACCAGCCUGGCCUCUUCCCUGAAGGAAAGCAAUAACAAAGGCUAUUCGGAGAGCAGUUCGACUCCCAGCACCACCAGCUCGUCCUCAGGAUCCACACUGAGCAACUUACACAGCGGAAGCAGCCUGAGUACUUCCAGCUCCGGGGCCGACCAAGUGAGGAGGUACCGCACCGCUUUCACCCGGGAGCAAAUCGCCCGAUUGGAAAAGGAAUUCUACCGCGAGAACUAUGUUUCCCGGCCUAGACGGUGUGAGCUGGCCGCGGCGCUCAACCUCCCCGAGACUACCAUAAAGGUGUGGUUCCAGAACCGGCGAAUGAAGGACAAGCGGCAGAGACUGGCCAUGUCCUGGCCCCACCCGGCGGACCCCAGCUUCUACACCUACAUGAUGACCCACGCGGCAGCCACGGGUAGCCUGCCUUACCCUUUCCAUUCCCACGUGCCCCUCCACUACUACCCGCACGUCGGAGUGACGGCGGCGGCAGCGGCGGCGGCGGCAGCCUCCGGAGCAGCCGCUUCGCCCUUCGCCACCUCCAUCCGCCCGCUGGACACUUUCCGAGCCCUCUCGCACCCUUAUUCCCGCCCGGAGCUGCUGUGCAGCUUCAGACACCCGGGCCUCUACCAGUCGCCGGCCGCCGCCGCCGCCGCGGGGCUCAACAGCAGCGCGGCGGCUUCCGCGGCUGCUGCGGCUGCGGCUGCUGCUGCGGCUGCGGCCGCCUCUUCGGCUCCUCCCACCGGCUCCGCCCCUUGCUCCUGUCUCAGUUGCCACAGCAGCCAAUCGGCGGCGGCGGCGGCGGCGGCUCUGGGAUCGCGCUCCUCGAGCUCGGAUUUCCCCUGCAGCGCAGCCGGAGCAGCGGCGGCCGCUUCGCAGCGCUCGGAGAGCAGCUUCCUGCCUUACUCGGCGGCCGUGCUCAGCAAAACCGCCGUCCCUUCCCCGGACCAGCGGGAGGAAGCUCCCUUGACCAGAUAACCAGCCCCGGCGGCCUCCGAGGGCGCUGAUGGGCCCGGGGCGGCCCGGGGCUGGAGCGAACCGUUUUGGGUCCAAGGUGGGAAAGGGAAGGAAGCCCAGAGCCGAAGCUCUAAAAACAGAAGGGUUUUUUUUCCCCCCCACCUAGUGCUGUUGUUAAAUGAUUCUGGCUUUAUGAAGGCUCCGGUUUAAUACGGAAUCCCCCCCCCAAAAAGGAGAAGGAGCUGCUGUUGCUGCUGCUGUUGCAAAAGUUGUAAUGGAUGGAUUUGGGGCCCCGGUAGACCAAAAACUAUAAGCCCUCCCUCUUUCUCAGUGGAAGGAAGGACUGUGUGUGUGUAGAGAAAAAAAAAAAAGGAGAGAAAAGAAAAAAGCGCGAUUCCUUCCAGACAUUUACGGUACUUUCUUUUUAAUCUUCGGGGGAGCCUUUGUCUCUGCUCCCCCUGCUGAUGGCAUUGGGAACUGUUUGGCCUUUUUUUCCCCCGACGUUAAGCGGCCUUUUGUUUUUUUUUGUUUGGUUCACCUUAUUGUUUAAUAUUUAUACCCUGUUUCCUUCCUCUUUUUUCCCCCUCUCUCUCUCUCUCUUUUGUCCUGAAGCAAAAUACCAGCAGUAUCAAUUUUAUAGGAAUUUGGUUGAGGGUGUGGGAAGCUAACGAACAAAACACCGAAGGAAAACCGGCUGCCGAAAUAGAGGCCUUGCGGUUCAAGAGGGGCUGUUUUAAGGAAGAGGAAAAUCCAAUGUUUUAACUGUCCUUUCUGAUUUCCCUUCCCCCCCCCUUUGAAGAUGGCUGUUGUAGGCCUCCAAAAAACGCUUCCCCUAAAAUAAAGCAAACGGGGCAGGGAGGACCUUUAAUGGAUUGGUUAAAAGAAAGGCAGAGAGAGACAAACAGAAGAGUAGUUUAGAAAAAAAAAACAGAAAACACAUGGUGUGUUUGCCUCCAAGUCUUCUACUCUGCAUUAUCUGGAAAAUACUUGAAACUUUCUUGGCAUGUAUCCUAUCCUAAAACGCAUCUUCUACAUAACUUUUUUUUAAAGAAAAAGGUUAAAUUCUUCCCCUGUCCCCUCUCCCCCCAAGGAGAAAAAAUAAUAUGCUUUAUUUAAACCCAGGCACCCGCCCUCUGGCUAACAGAGAGCCCCCAAUCCCCACAACUUUCUGUGAACUUGAGAGACGCAUCAAAAACCACCGGUGUUACUGCGGUGUCAAUUUUGAUGCUAAUAAUGUGCAGAUUAUGACGAAAAUUGCCAAUCAUGUUCUCUGAUGGACCCUCCUUUGAAUGCAGAGUGGUGGGGGGAGUUUCCCGCAUGGAGACCUGCUGUCAAGUACUAACAACCCGCUAAGGGAAGUCAUUAGAAGAGACGGAUAAGAGGCUUGGUACAUAAAACAUUGUUCCUGGUGCAAAAGGCGGUAGGUUAUUUAACGUUAGAUCUGUUACCUUGGAAGUGAUUUUUUUUUUUUUUUUUUUUUUGCACAAGAAAGCUAUGGUUCUGAUCAUCUCAAUUGCCAAUUUUCAUUUUGGGAACUUGGACGCCCUGGGUAGACUUUUCAGUUGAUAUUCCACCAAUGUGAAAGAGCCUCAUUAAAUCAAACUUGGAUAUUUCCAUAAUGCUCCUGGCAGAGUCACUUUACUCUUCUACAUAAUGAGAUUUUUUUCCUGAAGAGUUGAAGCUCGCACAUAACUAGCUAUUGCUUAUUUAGGCCCCAUGUGUAAGACGUGAGCACAGGCGCGCAGCCCAUUCAUUUCCCUUAAUUUAUAUUAAGACACUGGUUGGGGUUUUUUUCUUUUUCUUUUCCCAGCCCCACAUUUUGAUAAUGGACAUUCAGGAAAUUAUUUUCCAGUCUGUACUGUUUUGUUCAGUGAACAAAAACUGUAUUUUAUUUUUAUUAUUUUUAUUAGUGGGGGGGGGGAAUCAAAAUAUAGCAAGAGAUUGCUGGUGUGAAGAUAGGAGAGGAAGGAUUAAAAACAACAGGGGUGGCAAGAAAAGAAGAGUAGAUUAUGUUAACAAUAACAUGAGAUAUAUAGAGAACAUUGAAUUAAGGACUUAAUCCUCAAAUAGUAAAUAUUUUUUUUAAAUGAAACAAGGAUGAGACUCCUUAUGCAUCAAAAGAAAAAUACCAGCUAUUGUCCACUGACUUUAUAUUUAACUUUUAAAUUAAUAUAUAAUUUAAUGCUAACUAAUUUAAAAAUGUGGCAUUCUUUUAUCAACAUUUACUUUUUUUCCCAAUUCUCUAAAUAGUUUGGUAAUGAUGGCCCUUACUGGAUAUAGAGAGAACAAUUUUGGCAAUAAUGUUUACAUUUUCCAAAAUAGAAAUAGAUAAAUUAAAUCUAUAUAUCUUGGAAGUGGUUGAUAGGUUUGCUGGUAAAUAAGAUUAAAAAAAGAAACAAAAUAAUUUUAUGUUAGGUCCAAUGGAUCUAGUUAUAAUAAAAAAAUUGUGAAUAAGUCCUGUGCUUCAGAUAUUCACUGGCUGUAUGAAUUCACUGUAAAAUAUUUUACAAAUGUGCAAUAACAACAAAGCUUUGUAUAUUAUGUUAUUUAUUGUGUUUGGUCAUGU
Pantherophis guttatus is the source of this 4227-nucleotide messenger RNA. RefSeq names its product even-skipped homeobox 2 (gene EVX2). The record is from RefSeq and is a predicted model, not a curated record. Gene Ontology annotation, biological process: regulation of transcription by RNA polymerase II. Gene Ontology annotation, cellular component: nucleus. Gene Ontology annotation, molecular function: DNA-binding transcription factor activity, RNA polymerase II-specific; RNA polymerase II cis-regulatory region sequence-specific DNA binding. Lineage: Eukaryota; Metazoa; Chordata; Lepidosauria; Squamata; Colubridae.